Messenger RNA from Colletotrichum abscissum, 171 nucleotides. RefSeq lists its product as uncharacterized. The coding region runs from base 1 to 171 and encodes 56 amino acids. The transcript has a single exon. The record is from RefSeq and is a predicted model, not a curated record. NCBI's taxonomy places the organism in Eukaryota, Fungi, Ascomycota, Sordariomycetes, Glomerellales, Glomerellaceae.
AUGAUGCUCUCUUCCCCUCCCAUGACAGAAACACACCAUGUUCACCCGACGUCCUCCUUGUUUUCAUCUCUUCUCUUCCACGUCAACCUCCAACGUUCACGCCCACCACCAUCCAAUGCUGGUUCUAGUCUCCCUUUCUCAAGCCCAACUUGCCAGCACCCAAGGCUCUAA